AUGGCAUAUCUGCGCCUUCGAUUGCCUCUAGCAUUGACUGCCGCAGCCCUGGAGCUCAGACACAGAAGAGGCCUCAACUGCAGCAAACCUGGGGCAUAUUUUGUGCGUCCACUUGUUGCAGAAGAAGCCAAGCUCACCGAGCUCCGUGUCCACGUCCUGAUGGGCGGCUUUGGCAGUGCUCGCCUGGCUGGAUGGAGCCGCGCCACUCCGACGGAUCAAAAGGAACUCCUUCAACGUUUGCGGCCUGAAGUCCAGUGCACUUUUGGACCCACUCCGCCGCAGGGGACGCAAAUCUUGGUCUCCGCAUUUCCAUCCCAGCAAGAUUUGGAUGCCUGUGGCAGUGGGUUGAAGGUCCUGGUGAUUCCCUUUGCCGGUUUACCAGUGGCAACCAAAAAUCUGGUGACUGAUGCUGGCUUUAUCAAGAACGGGCUCCGGCUACACAAUGUGCAUCACAACUCGUCAACGACGGCUGAGAUGGCAGUGGCAUUGGGCUUGGCUGCUGCGAAGCAAUUGUUGCCAGCUGAUCGCUCGUUACGGAAGGGCGACUGGAGCCCACGAGGCAUUCCCUCCUACGGAGAUCCAGAUCCCAUGUUCCAACUGGGCCUAGAUGGACAAACGGCUCUAGUGCUGGGCUAUGGAGAAGUUGGGCGCAGAGUUUCACGUAUCCUAGCGGCGAUGAACAUGCGCGUCAUCGCCACGAGAAAGUCGGGGGGCGACCGCCAGCAGCCAGAGCCAGGAUCUAUUGUGGUGCGUGAAGCAUCUGCCCUCCACGAGUUGCUCCCGGAUGCUCAGAUGCUCUUCGUUUGUGUUCCCCACGCAGCCGAGACGGAAGGGCUCAUCAACACAAAGGAGCUGGCUUUGCUGCCUGACAAAGCGGUCAUUGUGAAUGUGGGAAGAGCCGAUGUCAUAAACGAGGAAGCCCUUUAUCAUGCACUGCAAGAUGGUCGCAUUAUGGGAGCUGGAGUUGACUGCUGGUACAAGUACCCGCCAGACUUCAAAAGCAGAAACAACACCCCUGUGUCUGAGAAAUUCAACUUUGCAGGUCUGGACAACUUGGUGAUGUCGCCCCACAGAGCGGGUUCGGUUGGCCUGCUUGCUACUGAGCGACUUCGCAUGGCAGCAUUGGCAGAGCUCAUUAACACAGCUGUCACCCAUGGAUUUGACUCCAUGCCAAAUCGCAUUGACGUAGAGAAGGGGUACUGA
Molecule: messenger RNA, 1203 nt
Organism: Durusdinium trenchii
Lineage: Eukaryota; Dinophyceae; Suessiales; Symbiodiniaceae
Source: the annotation of a GenBank genome assembly